AUGUCGAUAUUCAAAAUUAUGAAAACACAUCCAGAUGUGAAUACAGAAGAACAGCAAAUGCAAACCAUGGAUGAAAUUUAUAAGAUUGCUUCCACAGAAAGGAUCCAGCUGUUGGAGAAGGAGCUGGCUGUGCAACUGACUGAACUCAAGUCUGAGAUAGAAGAACAGGGGGAUUUUCAGGGGAGCGCUACUAGAGUUUAUAGCUCUGUUCGGAUACCAAAGGAUGUGUCUUACUUCAGAAGAGAAAGGGAACUGGCACUGAAGAAAAUCUUACAAGUGGCUGAGUCAAAGCCCCUUGUAGUUCAGGCAGAUGUCAUGCAGAGGGAGCUAGAGAGCUGCUUAAGAAGGGAGUACACGCCUGAAAAUUUACCUUUGCUUCUGUUGCAGCAACAAGUUGGUUACAUCAUGCAGGAAUACAAUGACACAGUUCAGAGAGCUGAAAGAUUAUCUGUGGCCCGUGAAAACUUCCUUAUGGGAAAAAACAAUCCUCCUAACUUAGUGACACAGGAAGAUCUGACUAUUUAUACAAGGUGGUUAGUGUGUCACCUCCAAUCUCUCAAGAUGAUUCAUCAUUAUCUGCAGGCCCUGAAAUAUUUGCCCAUCUCCAAAGCACUGAGUAUAACUGCUGACACACUCACUGAGGUUAGUCAGGAAAAUGAACAGAUCUGUGACCAUGACAUUGACCCUGGCUUCCAGGGUUCUGCUUCACCAGGUCCAAUGGAUACCAACAUCUCAGGGCCAUUGAGGACAGAAGCUGCUUUCAUCUUGCCCCAACACACAGCAGAAACGGGAGAACUAAAGUCUCAGCUGGGGCUCCUGCUCUCCCAUUUCAACAUCCCAUAUAAUGUGGAGGAGCUGAGGGACACUGCUAAGGAGAUGGAACUGUUUUCCUUGGUCUCUCAAAAAUUUCAAAGCAUCUUCAAGGAGCAACAGAGGAUGCAAACAUUUCCAGACUAUGAUGCUGGGAUGGCUAAACCUAAGGAUCUGGGUUUGGCAGGACCUAGUAUGGCCUUAAAAAAGAGAGCCAACUGGAUACCCUUUAUAAAGAUUAAACCAAAAUGUGAUCCUUGGCAAAAGAAGUUUUUGACCAAACUAAAAGAACAGCGAAGAGUAGAUGUAUUAAUGCAACUCCAAGCAAAGUUUUUCAAGGAGAGAGUAAAAUUUGUCAAAAGAGCUGGAUUUUCAUCCAGCUUAAGCACCAGCCUCUGUGUGAUUCUGGUCUUGUCAUUUAGAUCCCUGAGCCUUAGCACCCUCAUCUGUGAAAGAAACAGCUCAGAUGAAAUGAACUUUGAGAUCCCUCGUGUAAAUGAAAAUAUGAAGGAAGAUGCCCUUUCAGUGGAACAAAAUGAGAAUGACUCAGUACAAAUAAGUCUCAGUCAACAUGGGCCUUUCAAGCAGAAAAAAGAGACAGGGUACAAUUAUGGUCUGACCCUACAAUUGCUGGGCUUAGAUGAUGGGACUGAGUCCAGUGAUGGGAAUCCCAUCCUGAUGAGAGGAGCCUACCUGUCUUUUCUGUAUCUGCGCCACCUACGAAUGAGGGAGCUGCAGCGCACCUGCUUAGGAAUUCUGAACUAUUUCAGAUCAGUUGAGCGAAGCUUGACAAUCAACGCUUCAGGCCUUACCUUGGUUGCAGGGAACCUGGUCCCAACCGUAGAAGAUCCCUCCUGGGUAAACAUUGCAAAGGGAGGCUUGGGCAUCUUGCAAGGCCUAGGAGCUCACCACUAUAUUCACGGUACACCUGCUGAGCACAAGGUCCACAGUGUGCAAUUCAUGGAGUUCUCAGAAGUGGAGAACCAAGAUGACUUCUAUACCACAGCAGCUGGCUAUAUCCACACCCAGGACCAGCAAGGGGUGUAUGUCAUCUACGACAAAGCCUUGAGUGAUCUGAAGGAGCUAGAAGCAGAACUGCUGCUCGUCGCCAGCCAUUACAUAGAGAAAGAGAAAAGUCACAAAGAGGGCAGCAAGUCACAGGCAGGCCAGGAUUGGAGAUGGGCCCAUGCAGGUGUGGACAGGUUUGCUGUACUAUAUGACCUAUGGACUUGGGAAGCAGCCCAUCUAGAACACAAGUGUCAGCUACUUGACAGUUACUUUGAAGCCUACCAGCACGUGUUGGACCCUGAGGAGCGCUUUGCCUUAGCACAAAUAAUCACUGACAUCAUGUACAGGCGCCCAAGGUUUGAUCCAAGCCAUGCUUAUUUCAUUAACGCUUAUAGAGACGACUGCAUCUGUCUGAAGCUCCACCUGCAGCUGCUGAAGGACAUCCUCGACCAGCAGAUAGAGUGUCAGCGGGAAUAUGUCCAGAGGCUUUGGCGAGAAGGACACUCAUAUGACAGCAGUAAAUUCGGACUUCCCCUUAACAUAAUUUGCAAGCAACUGAUUUCCAUCAACAAUAGCAGCCCAGCCCUGAAAAACAUUUACCUGCUGGAGUUCCACCCUUCACUCGGGUUGGCAUCACUCAUCCCCAAAGCCCUUGAGCAUCUUCUCCAGGAGUUGCGAAGCAUCUGCAGACCCACAUCGGCCAGCAGUCUAGCUCAGCUGGAGAACCGUGUGCUUCGACUGGCCCUGGAUGUGUGGCUCUCUCCGGCCAAGCCUGAGUCCUUGUACAGUGCACAGCUCCAGAAAGAUUUGUUUUCAGCUAAAGUGAUGGGAGAUCCCUUUCUUGUGGUGGAGGUGGGUCUGCUUGCAUUCAAGUCGGCAGCAGAUGAAGGACAGAAGCAAGGUCCAGAUUCUCCUGUUCUGCUCCUGGAGAACUUUUCCAAACUGCUGGAACUGGUGACCCUCCGCCACCGACUGAUAGAAAUGAGUCUGGAGAGUGCACACUUAGCUCGACUUUAUAAGGAAUUAGCAUGGGAGAUGGGUUUUGAAGAGUCCCAUUUGUACUUGAGACCUGUUCAUUUUGAAUUUGCAUCACACAAGGAGAAGAUAGACCAACCACCUCCUGUCUUCAUUACUUCUCUACUGGAGGACAGUGAUCGGGUAGACAGAUAUUCUCCUGCUACUCUUGUCUUAGCCAUCUCUGAGGUGGAUGAUAAUCAAGUUGGCAAAUUUAGUUUUUAUACAAAGGAAGCUAUCCUGAAGCUCUUCAUCCAUUCAGGAGUGGAAAAUAUGCAAGUGACACUAGCAUGCCAAGCUGCUCAGAAAAAUGCGUUGAUGGUGGCUGUCCAGCAGGCAUCCUUCUAUCAUGUCCCCCACAGAGACUGUCCAGCCAAAGGCAAGGAAAUAAGUUCAGAUCUGAGAAAUCAUGGUGGUAUGGGUUCAACCAGAAGAAGAUAUUCCAGAAUUAUGAAUGACAUAGAGAGUUUGCUGUUAGCCACAACUCCAAAAGUCCCAGAUACUCUUACACAUCCUUCAGAAAGACUGCAGAUUAUCAAAAGGGCACCGGAGGCUUUCGUGUCUAUUCAACUAGAAAAGGUGGGGCUGCGGGACAUGAUGCUGAACAACUUUCUCCUCAGGAAACAAACCAUGGCUGACAGAAUGCAAAACCCAGAUGAAAUUGUGAAAGCCAAGAGAGAUGUUAUCAUUGAAUAUUGUCAGAAGUUUGGCCACCACAUGUCUCACUACGCCCUUCGGGCUCAGAUCCUGGCAUACUGCAAUAGCCUGAGAGCCCUGCUGGAAGAUUUCCCAAGCAUCAGGAACACCUUUUUCAUGAUGGGGCAACCUCAAGAAAAGAAGGGGCUGAGGGAUUCCAAGGAAGGCCUUAAGGCUGACUUCAGGCUUUUGGGCACCAUCAGAUACUAUGACCUGAACAAUGAGAUGAAACUGGGCCAAGCCACCCUGAUCUGCACCACAGCAGGAAUAGUCUGA
Chrysochloris asiatica (Cape golden mole) is the source of this 3804-nucleotide messenger RNA. RefSeq lists its product as uncharacterized. The transcript has 27 exons. The record is from RefSeq and is a predicted model, not a curated record. Bases 1 to 3804 code for a protein of 1267 amino acids. NCBI's taxonomy places the organism in Eukaryota, Metazoa, Chordata, Mammalia, Afrosoricida, Chrysochloridae.